Molecule: messenger RNA, 1038 nt
Organism: Morchella importuna
Lineage: Eukaryota; Fungi; Ascomycota; Pezizomycetes; Pezizales; Morchellaceae
Exons: 1
Coding region: 1-1038 (345 amino acids)
Source: RefSeq, a predicted model, not a curated record
AUGCCUAAGUUCACUAAUCUCGCCCUAAUGCACACCAAAGCCGGUACCCUCAAGUCUCCUCCCUCCCUCCAAGGUCGAAAGAAGGCCGACUGUGUCAAAAGCCACCGCCUGUCUGAUAUCGUGACCAAACAGUUCACACCAUUCCUCAUCAGGCAAGCUACUGGUCAAGCUGCCGGUCAAUCUGUUGAACCCAAAAAAGCACAGGGUGAUCAGGAGUUGGAAAGGGAUAUCAACAAGUGGAUGUGUCUCCCUGAGGGUAUGAAAGGUACUUGUGAGGAGGCCAAAGCCAAUGGGACCAGGUCUUUUAAGAUUUUCAAGGGCAAGAUUGGGAAUGGCAUUGAGGUAUUCUUUGACGUUGAUAUGUCUCAAUCUUUGAAUAAAGUUGGCACUCUUGUUAACAAGAGUUUGGGGGAGCUCAAUAAUGCUGCUCUUACUUACAAGCAAGUUGAAGUUCCUGCAGUUCCCGGUGCCUUUUAUCUUGCCCUUGAUAAACAUUACACCCGAAUGUUUGUCUACUUUAGCAAGGGUAUGGGGAUGGUCUACGGAGUUGAAAUUGGGAACUUAGUUCUGAAGUCUACAACAUACAACAUUGAGGAAUAUCCUGAACUCCAACUACCUGAUAUUCCGGAUGCCAAAAUUGUUAGGCAUGCUGCGUACCAGAAUUGGCUUCUUGCCAAUGCUAAUCUUUGUUGGGCUAAUUGUUCACGGGCUGGUGUUUACUAUUGGGGUAUGGAGAUGGAAAGAGGUCAUAAUGAUGACGCUGUCAUCACCAAAGAUACUCUCAAAACAUCUCAACACAUGAAUCCCGUUCUCCUCCGGCUCUUUACCUCAUUAGGCAAUCUUACUAUAUCCAAAAGAAUUUUGCUUGUUUCAGGUGACAAAAAUAACAGAGAUCUUUGUGUCAAAAUAAUCACGGUUUUGCCCACGGCAGAGAAACAGUGGGCAACUGAUGAUCAAGAAUGUUUAUCUUUGAGAGCAUGUUUGAUUAAUAUGUUUACUGAACCUCAUUAUGAUAUUGGUGAUUUAAAAGAUGUAUAG